AUGUCAAGCGCGGGACAGACUCCACUGCGCACAGAUGCGCCUCGUCGGACUGCAGCAGCUCAACAGAGGCUCGGCGCGGCCCAUCGCCAUGGACAAGGGGAGCAGGAGCAGAUCGACUCGGACACUUAUCUCGACAAGUUAGAGGAGCUUCUCAAUGGCCGAGUGGACGAGAAUGUUGGCAAUCUGGCGCGUUCGCUCGGAGAACUCGUCAGGAGUGCUGCUGCUGGUCCCAAGGAUAAGUACAAGGUCGCACAAGAAGCGCUCGAGUCUCAGGAACGGGCGGACAGCAUGAUACGCUCUGUGGAGAAUCUGCUCUCACUAACUCACACGCUCAAGAUGAUCUAUCUGCUCUGUGACGAGCGUACUCUACUUGACAUUCAGCAGGCUCGCACCACCGAAUUACAAUCGGAAAUUGACGCCCUGCGCAACGACCUCCAAUCGGCGCUCGACGCGCCCUGA
Messenger RNA from Mixia osmundae IAM 14324, 459 nucleotides. RefSeq lists its product as uncharacterized. Lineage: Eukaryota; Fungi; Basidiomycota; Mixiomycetes; Mixiales; Mixiaceae. The transcript is spliced from 3 exons. Bases 1 to 459 code for a protein of 152 amino acids. Gene Ontology annotation, biological process: regulation of transcription by RNA polymerase II. The record is from RefSeq and is a predicted model, not a curated record. Gene Ontology annotation, molecular function: transcription coregulator activity. Gene Ontology annotation, cellular component: mediator complex.